Messenger RNA from Tigriopus californicus, 2627 nucleotides. Its product is annotated as LIM/homeobox protein Lhx1-like. Gene Ontology annotation, molecular function: RNA polymerase II transcription regulatory region sequence-specific DNA binding; DNA-binding transcription factor activity, RNA polymerase II-specific. Gene Ontology annotation, biological process: neuron differentiation; regulation of transcription by RNA polymerase II. The coding region runs from base 448 to 1971 and encodes 507 amino acids. Gene Ontology annotation, cellular component: nucleus. The transcript is spliced from 5 exons. The record is from RefSeq and is a predicted model, not a curated record. Lineage: Eukaryota; Metazoa; Arthropoda; Copepoda; Harpacticoida; Harpacticidae.
AAAGAAGAUGUGUUGAACUUCACUAAUCUUAGCAACGGCAACGCUACCGUUGUCUUUUUUCGGUGCGUCGUGUGUGGAAAAGUGGAUUCGUUCGUUGUUCGGGAGUUCCUUGUCCCGCCGAAUCGAGUUGGAACAUGGAGCCCCCCAUUAGUCGAUGAACAUCAUUCUAGUGAGACCAAUGAAAAGGACACCCAGCAAUGUGCCACGAGUUCUUCAACCUCAAGCUCGAACGGAGGACUGAGCAGCAAGUAGUUCGAAUUCUUCGGAUGUGCCAUCAUGUCAACUGAGAUUCGAUCCUGCGACAACUGUCAAAGAAGCCACGGUCAAGAAGUCAGUGGGAUUGUCGUUGGUCCAGCUCCGAUCUACGAGUCGAGGUCUUGCUCAAAAUCAUCGCCGUCAUAAUAAUACGUAUCGUAUUUGUAGCCCUUGCAUUGAAAAGUGACCAGCAUGAUGGCGGUGGAAUGUGCGGGUUGCUCAAGACCCAUCCUGGACAGAUUCCUCUUGCACUUCCUGGAUAAAACGUGGCAUUCGUCAUGUGUCAAGUGUCAGAUUUGCCGAAAAUUAUUAGACGAGAAAUGCUUCUAUCGAGAAGGAAAAAUCUACUGCAGAGAAGACUUCUAUCGGUGUUUCGGUCCAAAAUGUGCUGGCUGUGGUGAGGGCAUCGUUCCACAGGAUUAUGUGCGGAAGGCCCGCGACAAAGUGUACCAUCUUCGGUGUUUUGCUUGUUCAAUGUGUUCCAAACAAUUGUCCACGGGUGAGGUGCUCUACCUUCAACCGGGUGACGACACGCUUCUAUGCAAAGAUGACUAUCUCAAACAUCACCAAGACUCGCUCUUCUCGGAUGAAGAUGAGGAAGUUGAUGACCAAGUGUCUAUCCCGGGUAUUGGCGAUCAUCAUAGUCCUCAUCUGCCGCCUCCACCUCUGCCCCCACCUCCAGUUGGUCAUACCCUGAUGGACCCAGCGACCUCACCCUACCAUCCCAUGCCUCCUCAUGGCAAGAUGGAGACCAAUAACAACUCGUUAGCUUCAGAUAAGACCAUUCAUGGUAGUCAAGACCACGUGAUGAUAAAGUCCGAUAUGGACAACGACUCGCUGGACGGCGAUGGCCUGGAUAGUAAAGGCUGCGAAGACAGUGAGAACAAAAGCCCGGAUGACUCGGCGGCCGGAAAGAGACGGGGUCCAAGGACGACAAUCAAAGCCAAACAAUUGGAAGUCUUGAAAACUGCAUUUUCUCAAACACCCAAACCCACGCGACACAUACGCGAGCAAUUGGCCAAGGAGACAGGGCUCAGUAUGCGUGUGAUACAGGUUUGGUUUCAAAACAAGCGAAGCAAAGAGAGACGCAUGAAGCAGAUGACGAACAGUAUGGUGGCGGGUAGAGGAUUCUUUCCGGGUAAAGGCGGGCGACGGGGAUUUCCAUUGAUCGGUGAUGAGUUCGGAUACUUUCCCCACGAUAAGCCCUAUCACGAUUUUGGGUACCCUCCCAACUUCGCUCCCCCGCCGGAUGGCUUUUUCCCCAUCCCACCUGGUCCAAUGGGCUACAUGGGACCCGGGGGUCCCAAUAUGGACCAGCCUCUACCCAUGCACGGUGGUCCCAUGAACGGCCCAAUGGGUCCACCCCAGUCCAUGCCCCCGAGCUCCGGAGCGCCCGAUUUCUCGGGUCCCGGCUCAGAAUUCCCCCUUGGAGAGAUGGUCCCGCCCAACAGUAAUUCUAGUCCAGAAGAUGACUUCAAUUCCAAUCCAGGCUCUGGCAACCCAGGUUCUAACCAAAAUGGAGUGACCCCCACCGGUGGAAAUGCCGGAGGAGGUGGAGGAGGAAUAGGCGGUAACCCUGUGGGAGGCGGGGUAAUCAAUGGUCCCAAUUCGAACGGCAAUGGAACAGGGAACUCGAACAAUAGUAAUAGUAAUGGUAGCUUUUCGUCACCUUCUCACAAUGGAGUGGGCUCAGGAGAUGAGCAGAUGGUUUGGUGAGGAAGAAUGGCUGACUCGUGAUAGUGAUGGUGGUCCAAACUCAACGUCCCAACAGAACAAAAACAGCAGCAACAACAACAACAACAACAACCUCAACCUCAACAAUAUGCCAGUGUCGUCGUGUUCGUUGUUGUUGUACUAGCGGUGAUGGCUAUGGAGGUGGUGGUGGUUGCUCCAACUACUUCGAAUUGAUCCCCGCUGCCAAAACUCCUCGUCCCAAGAGUGCCAUCCAAUUUGCUGAUACUUUCCUCUAAACUUCUACUCUCUCAAACAAAAGAAUAGCAUUUUACCGACUUGAUACGUGCAAAAUUGAGUGAGCAACCCAGGAGACCUCAGAGUCAGAGCCUAACCAGCGACCAGCGAGCUUCACCCGCCAAUGAGUCAUGGACGAGCCCAGAUUAUUUGAUAGAGUGUGUUCCUAAUCCGUCUUUGUUAAAUCAUCUACUACUACUUCUAUUACUAAACUAUCAACCACUCAACUACUACUACUACUACUACUACUACUACUACUACUAUCACAACUCCUACAACUGCAACUACCAGCGCUAUCAUCAUUAUUAUAUACGUUUAAUUUUUAUUGUGAGAAUUUGCUGUCAUUUCUAAUGUACUGGAAAUAUAUUCCAAUCAUGUUCUAUCAGAAAAACAAAAGAUGAUUC